AUACCUGCUACAGCACCACAUCGGGUACGCGUCUUUCUUUUCGACGCUAUAAUACCCAAUAGGUAUCUGUGCCAUUCUAACUCUCGUCAUUGAGUUGGUUCUAUUUUCUUACAGUCUUAUUCUUUCGUGGUUGUUUUAUUCGUAGUUCGUAUUAGUCUCAGCUAAUCGAACAGUAUGAGUGGAGCGUCCAAAAAAGAUAAAUCUAGUAUUGAGCAGCAGAUGGCUGCUCUGGACUUGCAGAAUACUAAUUCACAAAAACAAGGUUCAAAUGUUAAUAAAAACAAGAAAAAAAAUGAAAAAACACCAAAAGAGCAUUCUGAGGUGAAGAUAAAUAGCAAAGAACAAGGAAAAUUUGUAGAAUUGCCAGGGGGUUUGAUGGGAAAAGUAGUUGUAAGAUUUCCUCCUGAAGCAAGUGGAUAUUUACACAUUGGACAUGCAAAAGCUGCUCUUUUAAAUCAACAUUAUCAAUUGGCUUUUAAUGGUCGUCUUAUAAUGCGUUUUGAUGAUACAAAUCCAGCAAAAGAAAAAGAAGAUUUUGAAAAGGUUAUUUUAGAAGAUAUUGAGUUAUUGAAAAUUAAACCCGACAUUUUUACAUAUACAUCUGAUUAUUUUGAUAAAAUGUUGGAUAUAUGUGAGAAUAUCAUGUUGAAAAAAGGAUUAGCUUAUGUGGAUGAUACUGAAGCAGAUCAAAUGCGUUUAGAACGUGAACAAAGAGUGGAAUCGGUAAACCGAAACAAUUCAAUUGAAAAAAAUUUAGAAAUGUGGAAAGAAAUGGUGUUGGGUUCAGAAAUUGGACAAAAGUGUUGUGUUAGAGCUAAAAUUGAUAUGCAAUCUGCAAAUGGAUGCUUACGAGAUCCAACAAUAUAUCGUUGCAAACCUGAAUCUCAUCCUAGAACUUUAGAUAAGUAUAAAGUAUAUCCAACAUAUGAUUUUGCCUGUCCCAUUGUGGAUAGUUUGGAAGGUGUUACUCAUUGUUUGCGUACAACAGAAUAUGUUGACCGUGAUCAGCAGUUUUAUUGGUUUUGUGAUGUUUUGAAACUUGGAUCUCAAAAUAAUGAAACAAGACCUUAUAUAUGUUCAUAUUCAAGAUUAAACAUGACUAAUACAGUAUUAUCAAAAAGAAAACUUACUUGGUUUGUUGAGCAAGGACAUGUUGAUGGAUGGGAUGAUCCCCGUAUGCCUACAGUUCGUGGUGUUUUAAGAAGAGGAAUGCAAUUAGAAGCACUAAAACAAUUUAUUGUGGCUCAAGGUUCAUCUAGAACUGUUACAGCCAUGCAGUGGGAUAAAAUAUGGUCAUUAAAUCGAAGCAUUGUUGAUUCAAUAGCACCUAGACAUACAGCUUUAUUAGUAGCUAACACUAAUAAUGAUAAUUCAUUAAUAUCCAACCCACCAGUUGAAGUUGUGAUAGAAAAUGUGGACAAGGCAUACAAGUUAGAAAAUGUGCCUAAACAUCCUAAAAAUCCUGAAUUAGGAUUAAAGAAUUGUGUUUGGGGUGCACCUACAAUUCUUAUAGAUUAUAGCGAUGCUGAGCUAUUAGAAGUUGGGCGUCGAGCAACAUUCAUUAAUUGGGGGAAUAUUUUAAUAAAUCGUAUUGAAAGAAAUCUGAAAAGUAAUAAAAUAGAAAAAGUUUUUGGAAAAACUGAUUUAGAAAAUACAGAUUUCAAGUCUACAGUAAAAGUAACAUGGUUACCAAAUAUAAAUUCUUCAGAUGACACUUUACCUAUUCCGGUACCAGUUGUAUGUGUAUAUUUUGAUCAUUUGAUUAGUAAACCGGUACUUGCAAAAGAUGAUGAUUUCAAGAAUUAUUUAACUGAAAAAAGUCGUUGGGAAUUGCAAAUGAUAGGGGAUUCGGAAAUAAAAGAUUUACGUAAAGGAGAAGUAAUUCAAUUACAACGUAGAGGAUAUUUUAUAUGUGACUCACCUUAUCAACCAUACAGCGUUCAUACUGGGAAGGAUUCUCCUGCAGUAUUAUUUAAUAUACCGGAUGGUCACACAAAAUCAGCAAUGCCAACAAUCAUAACAGCUGUUCCUACACCAGACACAAAUAAUGCAAAGGAAGUCUCUAAUAGUAAUGUUGACAAAUUGAUUAGUCAAAUUAAUGAACAAGGGGAUAAAGUACGUGAAAUGAAAUCUAGUGGAGCGAGUAAGGCUGAUGUUGGAGAGCAAGUCAAAGUUCUAUUAGCGUUAAAAAGUGAAUACAAAUCUAUUACUGGUAAAGAUUAUCAACCACAAACUACUAGUAAAUCAUCAACUGCACCAGAAGUCUCAAAUAGUAACGUUGACAAUUUGAUUAGUCAAAUUAAUGAACAAGGGGAUAAAGUACGUGGAAUGAAAUCUAGUGGUGCAAGUAAGGCUGAUAUUGAAGAAGAAGUAAAAGUUCUAUUAGCGUUAAAAAGUGAAUUUAAAUCUGCUACUGGAAAAGAUUAUCAACCACCAACUGCUAGUAGAUCAGCAAAUGCACCAGACAAAAAAUCAGUAAAAAAAGAAAAAACUCCAGUUGCAACUAAAGCCACAAAGCCUCCAACUAAAUCACCUAGUAUUAAUGAGGGCACCAACACUAAAAAAGUUACUAAGUUAGGGCUUGAAGUACCAAAAUUGUCUGAAAAUCUUGGGGAAUGGUAUUCUCAAGUAUUAGUGAAAGGUGAAAUGAUUGAAUAUUAUGAUGUCAGUGGAUGUUAUGUACUCAGACCUUGGGCUUAUGGAAUAUGGGAAUUAAUACAGCAGUGGCUUGAUUCUCGUUUUAAAAGAUCACCUUUGAAUGUGCGCAACUGUUAUUUUCCAAUAUUUGUAUCCAAAGCAGCAUUAGAAAAAGAAAAAGAACAUAUUGCUGAUUUUGCACCAGAGGUAGCUUGGGUUACCAAGUCUGGUGACACUGAUUUAGCUGAAUUUAUUGCAAUAAGACCAACUAGUGAAACAGUAAUGUAUCCAGCUUUUGCUAAAUGGAUUCAGUCUUAUCGAGACUUGCCUUUGAAACUUAAUCAGUGGAAUAAUGUUGUGCGAUGGGAAUUUAAACAUCCUCAACCUUUUUUAAGAACUAGAGAAUUUUUAUGGCAAGAAGGUCAUCAUGCUUAUGCAACUUUAGAAGAAGCAGUAAAAGAUGUACUUAUAACAUUGAAUUAUUAUGAGUAUGUAUAUAAGAAUAUGCUUGCGGUACCAGUCAUUAAAGGUAAAAAAACAGAGAAGGAAAAGUUUGCCGGAGGAGUUUUUACUACAACGUGUGAAGCAUAUAUAGCAUCUAGUGGCCGAGCUAUUCAAGGCGCUACUUCACAUUAUUUGGGUACCAAUUUUGCUCGUAUGUUUGAUGUUCAUUAUGAACAUCCAGAUACACAUGAGCAAUUAUUUGUUCAUCAGAUUUCAUAUGGAAUGACAACAAGAACUAUAGGUGUUAUGGUUAUGGUUCAUGGUGAUGACCGUGGACUUAUCUUACCACCACGGGUAGCAACUAUACAGGUAAUCAUAGUUCCUUGUGGUGUCGGUGCUAGUACGCCAGAAGAGGUUAAACAAAAAUUAACUAGAACCUGUAUAAAUGUGCGCAACUGUUUAAGAGGAGAAGAUAUUAAUGAUAUUAUAGAAGAUGAUAAUAGUGUUUUUCAAAAGAAUAUCUCUCCAAUAGUUAUCAGAGCAGAUACAGACUUGCGUGAAAAUUAUUCACCCGGUUGGAAAUUCAACCACUGGGAAUUGAAGGGAGUUCCAUUGAGACUGGAGCUUGGACCCAAAGAUUUGGACCGUGGACAAAUAACAGCAGUACGACGAGACAAUGGUGAAAAACUCAUUAUCCCAUUAGAUAAAUCAGAUGAAAGUAGAAACGACAUGCUAGUUCAAAGAAUCACUGAUUUAUUGAAUCAAAUACAACAAGAUAUGUUAGUCAAAGCAGAAAAGGAACUGAAAGAAAAUGUCAUAAUAUGCCGUAAAUGGUCUGAAUGUUUUGUUCAUUUGGCAGCCAAAAAAUUAUUAUUAAUACCAUUUUGUGGGCGGCCUACUUGCGAAGAUAAUAUUAAACGAGAUACUGCUAAGGAUGAUGGUACAGCGGAAGUUGGAGCUUCAGUGAUGGGAGCUAAGUCAUUGUGUAUACCAUUUGAACAACCUACAGGAGAUGAAAAACUGAAACUUGAUGAUAAAUGUAUACAUCCAGAAUGUGGACAACUGGCUAAUGCUUUUACAUUAUUUGGCCGAAGUUAUUGAAUUUAUAUACUUUAUAAUAAUUUAUAAUGUUGUAUUUUCAAACUUAUGAAUAA
This is a messenger RNA of Sipha flava (yellow sugarcane aphid), 4235 nucleotides long. RefSeq names its product bifunctional glutamate/proline--tRNA ligase (gene GluProRS). The transcript has 21 exons. Gene Ontology annotation, cellular component: aminoacyl-tRNA synthetase multienzyme complex; cytoplasm. The record is from RefSeq and is a predicted model, not a curated record. Gene Ontology annotation, molecular function: ATP binding; glutamate-tRNA ligase activity; proline-tRNA ligase activity. Bases 175 to 4182 code for a protein of 1335 amino acids. Lineage: Eukaryota; Metazoa; Arthropoda; Insecta; Hemiptera; Aphididae. Gene Ontology annotation, biological process: prolyl-tRNA aminoacylation; translation; glutamyl-tRNA aminoacylation.